CUUGCAUAAAGGCCACAUAGAUUAUUAACUCUAUUCACUUUGAAACUUGGAGCGGACCUACCUGGACGGUCACGACAGAAUGCCAUCCAACAAGCGGAAGGUCGUUUACUUCUUUCUUUUAGCCGCCACAGUUUCAAUCAUCGCAGGUGCUUCAGCCAAUCCCGUCAGUUUGGAAAACGCAGAAUCAUCGCUCAAUCAAGACUUGAAGUCUCAAGAUGAACACCAAAAUGAAGCUAACAAUCGUUCGACAAGAUGCUUCAGGUCGCCUUGCCCAAGGUACGGAUCGAAUCCUUAUGGAUGGAGAUUUGGAACACCCAACGAAUCAUCUGCUGACGAAGAACGACAAAAACGUGACGAAAACAAUUUGUGGUACAGAGCCGGGAUGAAGACCAAACAAUUUUUUAACAAGUUAAAAAAUAAAAUAGGUUGAUCAACAUGCGUAAUAAUAAUAUUGCUGCCUUUUCCAUGUUGUAUAACUUUUCGACUGCAUUAAUCUGAAUAUCUGUUGAAUACAAGUUUAAUUCUAAUCUUA
Messenger RNA from Daphnia pulex (common water flea), 532 nucleotides. RefSeq lists its product as uncharacterized. The coding region runs from base 80 to 430 and encodes 116 amino acids. The record is from RefSeq and is a predicted model, not a curated record. NCBI's taxonomy places the organism in Eukaryota, Metazoa, Arthropoda, Branchiopoda, Diplostraca, Daphniidae. The transcript is spliced from 3 exons.